CUCUUUUUUUGUUCAUUUUCAUUAUGGUGUCCCCUGGUGCCGUUCGCUUUGUCCAAGUGCUCUCGGUGCUCUCGUGCAUCGGUGUCAUUGUCUGCGGCAUUCUGCAGCUCAAGAACGGCGGGCUCGGAAGCGGAUCCAGCCUCAAUCUCCAAUACUGCGAAACUUCACCGACGGAAGCAUGCUGGGAAGAUAACUAUGGGCCCAAUGCUGGUUACGCCAUGACCCUGUAUGGCGGUGUGCUCGUUGCCUUUGGCUGCAUCCUCUUCAUGGUUGGCGCUCGUAGCGAGGGCUGGUUCCCUGCUCUUCAGCCCUGGCGGUACUGCGGUGUGGCUCUUCUUGGCACUGGCAUCUGCACGCUCGGAUCCGCUGCUAACCUCGGCAUCAUUCUCGGCGGCUUUGCCAUCCUUGUUGGCCUCACCAUGUUCCUCAUGGCUGUGAUUAGCAACGUCGAGUACGGCAUGGAGCCUGGCAAGGAGCCCUGGAUUCCGCUUGGCAUCAUCACUUUUGUGCAGCUCAUGGCUGCCCUCUGGGCUAUCGGCGCCAUCGCUGUCGGCCUCAUGUGCAUCAUUUCUCAGGCACGCAACGACACCAAGCUCGAGUGGUGCAAGACCCAAUCUGGUCAAGACGAUGAAGUCUGCUGGACUCAAACAUACAACACCAAGUUUGCCUACUGCUGCUACGGCGCUGGUCUCAUGAUCUUUGGCGCCAUCGCGUUUAUUGCCACUAUUCGCUUCAAGAACUGGUUCCCGUCGCUCUACCAGUGGAAUGUCCUGUCGCUCGUCCACGUUUUCGUUGGUGUCAUUUCUCUCGGUGCUACCGGCAACACUGGCAUCAUUCUUGGAUCGCUGGAGAUUGGAUUUGGUGGCAUCAUGAUGCUCAUGUUCAUCUUCUUCUCGGUCACAUCCGGCCCCAAGUCCCUCUAAACCACCAGGGAGUGAAUGCAGUUUGGAGAAAACUCGACUCGAUAGUUGUUACGCCUUUUUGUUGUUUUUCCGUUUUGUUGGCGACAGUGUGCAUGUGGCUUUAUCAUUGUCAUAUCAUUGUCAUAAAUCUUCAAAUCUCGAAAUACUUGCUUCCAUUCUGGCCUUUGGAUUGAGAAUGAAACUAACGAAAAAC
Capsaspora owczarzaki ATCC 30864 is the source of this 1116-nucleotide messenger RNA. RefSeq lists its product as hypothetical. The coding region runs from base 24 to 923 and encodes 299 amino acids. The transcript is spliced from 11 exons. The record is from RefSeq and is a predicted model, not a curated record. NCBI's taxonomy places the organism in Eukaryota, Filasterea, Ministeriida, Capsasporidae.